This is a messenger RNA of Tribolium castaneum (red flour beetle), 1592 nucleotides long. RefSeq names its product juvenile hormone epoxide hydrolase-like protein 1 (gene Tcjheh-r1). Gene Ontology annotation, molecular function: epoxide hydrolase activity. Gene Ontology annotation, biological process: epoxide metabolic process. Bases 179 to 1546 code for a protein of 455 amino acids. The record is from RefSeq and is a predicted model, not a curated record. The transcript has 4 exons. Lineage: Eukaryota; Metazoa; Arthropoda; Insecta; Coleoptera; Tenebrionidae.
GUAAUAAAUAAAAUUAUCCUCAGAAUUAUUCAAAAAAACAAUUUUAGCAAAACCAUUUAGUUUCCAAACGCACAUUUUGUGGAAACCAAACGUGAAAUGUGUUUUCAAUUUUUGUGAUAACUACUGUGUUAUCAUCCAUUCCGAAACGGUCACACACUCAAAUUCAAACAUUUAAAACAUGAAACUUGCCACAAAAAUUGGUCUAACAACUGCAACAAUUAUAACAGCGUAUCUAAUUGGAAAUUAUUUACUAACCCCGACAAUUCCCAAAUUAGAAAACACCUGGUGGGGCUCACGUGACCCUUCAACCGAAGACACAACAAUUAAACCAUUCCGAAUUAACGUUUCUGAAGAGGUACUCGAAGAUCUUCAAAAUCGCUUAGCCAACACAAAACUGACACCACCUCUAGAAGGCAUUCAGCACCAAUACGGCCUAAACACCAAACUUUUGAGCAAAAUUGUGACUUACUGGCGCACGAAAUACGACUGGAAAAAGCGCGAAAUUUUCUUAAACAAAUAUCCCCAAUUUAUGGUAAGCAUCCAAGGCUUACGCCUACACUACAUCCACCUAAAACCCCAAAAAAGGGACAAUGUUAAAACCCUCCCCAUUCUCCUGCUCCACGGUUGGCCUGGAUCAGUCCGCGAGUUUUACACCACAAUCCAGCUGUUAACAAAACCCACCAAAGGGCGCAACUUUAUUUUCGAAGUCAUAGUUCCAUCACUCCCCGGUUUUGGUUUUUCGGAAGCGUCGGUUCGCCCAGGUCUUGGGCCAAUUGAAAUGGCCGUGAUUUUCAAAAACUUAAUGAAACGGUUGGGGCAUGAAAAAUAUUUAGUGCAAGGGGGCGACUGGGGGGCGCUUAUCGCCCAACAAAUGGCGGUUUUGUUCCCGGAUCAAGUCCUGGGAAUUCACUCCAAUCUCUGUUUUGAUACUUCGGUUUUGUCUGCUUUGAAAUUAGCUUUGGGGAGUUUGUACCCUUCAUGGGUGGUUCCCAAAAACUUCGAACACAGAUUAUAUCCUCUAUUGUCUUUCGUUAUGAAUUUGGUGGAAGAAACAGGCUACAUGCACAUUCAGACCAGUAAGCCUGACACUGUUGGAGCAGCUUUGAAUGAUUCUCCGGUGGGUUUGGCCGCUUAUAUUUUAGAAAAAUUCAUUUCUUGGACUAACCCUGACUGGAAAAAUUUUGAAGAUGGGGGGUUGUUGAAAAAAUACACCUAUGACGACCUUUUAGACAAUAUUAUGAUUUAUUGGAUUAGUGGGAGUAUAACGACUUCAAUGAGACUCUAUUCUCAUGCUCUCGAUAACGUAAUGACAAUAAUAAAUGUUCAAAGGAUUUCUAUAACCGUACCAAGUGCUUGUGCAAUAUUUCCCAACGAGAUUUUCCCACAACCUGGUGCAAUGUUAAGAGAAAAGUAUCAGAAUCUUGUUCAUGUCAGUGAAAAUUCGGAUGGAGGGCAUUUUCCAGCGUUUGAAUUGCCGCAUGUUUAUGCCGAAGAUAUUUUCGUCGCGACGGAGAAGAUGCUGGAAGCUAAUUCCCAAAGGAAUUAAAUUUUUGUUAAGACUUUAUUUAAAAAUAUAAAAAUGUUUGAAAACA